Molecule: messenger RNA, 1827 nt
Organism: Nematocida minor
Lineage: Eukaryota; Fungi; Microsporidia
Exons: 1
Coding region: 1-1827 (608 amino acids)
Biological process (GO): proteolysis
Molecular function (GO): serine-type endopeptidase activity
Source: RefSeq, a predicted model, not a curated record
AUGUAUAUUCUUAUGUUACGACAAUGGAGCAUACUCCUGUUUCUUUCUAGCGUGUAUUCGCACAAGCUGUACGGAAAUAACAUUACCAUUCACUUGGAUAAGAAUGGGAUACAAAUUACAGACGCAGCAGAUGAAAAAACAGAGCAAAACAUCAGCAGGCCGGAGGAAACACAAAACGGCGUAAACAUUAGUUUAAAAAGAGAAAAAGAAGAAAGUUCGCAUAGACCUGUUGAUAAGCCUUCUAGUACUUCCCAAUUUGGCAAAAACAAAAUAUCCAAUGAUGGAAAAAAAGAGCCAUCUGUCAAACAGAACGAUACAGCCAAAGGCCCUGCUACAUCUUCAAACAGUUUGAAUAACGUAAGCAGCCAGAACAAGGACAAAAGCACAAAUUCAUUCGGACUGUUCAAUAAUAAUGAAAGUAAUUCUAAUGUAAUCUCGCACUAUGCCAUUUCAGAGAACACCCCAAAGAGUAAUAACACCCCAACAGAAGAGAAUGAACCGCACAAAAGUAGUUCUGCUGUGAAAAAUGACCUGCUAGGCCACUCAGGCAAUAAUGACUGCAUUGUCGUUAAGACUCUGGCCCCAAUAACAGAACAAGACCAAAUCCUCCUCAGAAAAAAUUUGCAGAGAUAUGGCAGCUAUCUGCAGUAUGUCUACAACAACAUAUUUCACGGCGUGUCAAUUUGCAACGCAAGUAAAAUCAACGUCAGCUCUCUUUUGGCUGAAAUAUCGAAUAGGCCCCUAUCAAUGGAGAGCAACAAGCAGUAUACACUGUCGUACAGACAAGAGAAUCUUCCCGAUAACUUCUACAUUACGAUAAACAGCCAGCAGAAGCUCUUCAAUGUAAAGUGGUUGGACUGGCUUGUGAAUGCAUACAUCCGAAAUGGAUAUGUUCUGAGACAGUCCAGCCUGUUUCGGUGGUACAGAAACAGAUACUUUCCCUUGCUCAGUAAUUACACCGGAAAAGGAAUAAAAAUCGAAGUGAUAGACGGAGACAUUGGAGCAGUGCACCAGGAGAUAGAAGGAAGAGUGAGCGUGCGCAGAAAAGAGGCACAGUACCAGCUUAGCAGCCAUCCUACGUCUGUAAUGACAGCAGCAGCGGGAAUAACAACAGGACUAGCAAAAGAUUCUACCUUAGUACUGCAUCCCGUGUUUAAGUUUGGAAAUGGAUAUCUAUCGGACAUACUACACACACUCGAUGGAAUUUCAAUGAGUGAUUCGGACAAAAUUCUUCUUCUUCCCUUUUCAGGAAGUAAAUCAGACUUACUGGAUAGCUCAUUGGGCUUGUUCUACAAUGCAAAUAUUCCUGUUGUUGUGCCAGCAGGGAAUAACGGAGGGUCUUCGUGCGAGUACAGCCCAUCUAGGUCCAAGUAUACGAUUACCAUUGGAAGCAUGUCUGACAGACUGGGGCCAGAGCCUUGGUCAAAUACUGGACAGUGCACAGAUGCGUAUGCCUCAGGCAGUGCUACAGUAGGAGAUGUAUCUGAGCUGUCGCCUACGGUGAGAUAUGCCUGGCGAGAAGGAAGUAGCAUAUCAGCAGCAUACGCAGCUGGGUAUAUAGCCCUUCUGAUGCAAACUGCCCCUUCCUCUGUUUCUGAAAUUAGAGAACUGCUGAAGCACGGUGAAGCAUUUCCUCUUCUUUCUAUUCCCAACAUAGGAAAUAGCUCGCCUUUUAUCUCUAGUAAUUUUGAGUACAAUAGCAUUGGGGUGGACAUUUUCAUUCUCAUCACUCCUUUGCUUAUUAUAGUGUGCAUUGCUGCUUUAUGCAGAAGAAAGUCAAAGAAACAGUUUACAAAGAAAAGCCGCAGGCACACGCCAAGUAUCUAA